Molecule: messenger RNA, 1476 nt
Organism: Aspergillus calidoustus
Lineage: Eukaryota; Fungi; Ascomycota; Eurotiomycetes; Eurotiales; Aspergillaceae
Source: the annotation of a GenBank genome assembly
AUGGCGUCUGGUGAUACCGCUCGGUCGAAGGUCACCCCAUACCUGAUCUACUUGGUGUUCAUCACGACGCUGGGUCCACUACAGUUCGGCUACCAUCUGGCUGAGCUUAAUGCACCCCAGUCUGUCAUCACCUGCGAACGGAAGAGCAUCCAUACGUCCACGUCCCGUAUAUCCGAGGGCCUACCGCAAUGUAUUCCUAUGAGCCCCUCGCAGUUUGGCCUGGUUUCGUCCAUAUACACCCUUGGAGGUCUUUUGGGGGCCCUUCUGGCCGGCCCAGUCUCGACGAAGCACGGCCGCCUGUUUGCUCUGCGCGCGACGACCAUUUUCUUCAUUCUGGGACCAGUGGCUGAAACACUUGCGCCCAAUAUUCCUGUGCUAGGCCUUGGUAGAAUGCUGUCAGGAGUCGGCUCGGGUGCUUCUAUCGUUGUUGGCCCGAUUUACAUCUCAGAAAUAGCGCCGCCGAAUUCGAAGGGAUUCUUUGGGGCUUUUACGCAGGUCAUGACCAAUGUUGGUAUCCUGAUCACGCAGACACUCGGCUACUUCCUUAGCGAAGGCAGUAAGUGGAGAAUUAUACUGGCAGUCGCUGGUAUAAUCGGGGGUUUGGAGCUUCUUGGUCUCACUCUGGUUCCAGAAAGCCCGAUUUGGCUCGCUGACCACCAGAAGGAGGAUGUAGCCAAGCGCGUACUCCAGCGGAUCCGCGGGAUAGACGCCGAUAUUCACGGUGAACUUGCAGGCUCAAGCGGAUCUACAAGGUCUGAAGACGAGGCUGGAGAAGAGCAAUCACUGCUUUCACCUCCGUCAAGCAACCUGCCUCCCAAACAACCUCCGGUGACAAUGGGGCAGGUCUUUACGGACCCUUACUAUCGCCCGGCUAUCAUUGCCGUUGUAGGGAUCAUGAUUGCACAACAGUUUACAGGGAUCAAUAGUAUCAUCAUGUACAGUGUCUCGCUCCUGCAGAGCAUUCUACCCACCACGGCAGCCCUUCUUUCUGUGGUGAUAUCUGCCAUCAACCUCAUCAUGACCCUGGCUUGCUCGCCGCUACCCGACAAGAUCGGUCGAAAAUUCUGCCUUCUACUCAGCAUCACUGGUAUGGGCUCUACUUCUACCCUACUGGCUCUGGGAAUCUAUUUCAACGUGAAAGCUCUGUCCGCCGUCGCUGUUCUACUCUUUGUCGCUUCCUUUGCGGUUGGGGUAGGGCCUGUACCAUUUAUUUUGGCCUCGGAGUUGGUUGGUCCGGAGGCUGUCGGAGCUACUCAGAGCUGGGCCCUGGCAGCCAACUGGAUCUCCACCUUUAUUGUUGCACAGUUUUUCCCCAUGCUUAAUGAUGCUUUGGGCGGUCGGGGUAAGAUUUAUUGGCUAUUUGCAGCAAUGGCCGGGAUCUUUGCAGGUUUCAUUUACUGGCGGGUGCCUGAGACAAAAGGCAAGGAUGGUGUGGACGAGGUCUGGGGUCGGGAGGAUCAGCGAAGGAGAGACUGA